Aspergillus affinis is the source of this 2121-nucleotide messenger RNA. Its product is annotated as cytochrome P450. The record is from RefSeq and is a predicted model, not a curated record. The coding region runs from base 1 to 2121 and encodes 706 amino acids. The transcript has 8 exons. NCBI's taxonomy places the organism in Eukaryota, Fungi, Ascomycota, Eurotiomycetes, Eurotiales, Aspergillaceae. Gene Ontology annotation, molecular function: iron ion binding; monooxygenase activity; heme binding.
AUGGACGAGGACCCCGAGAUCGUUGUCUGGACCGAGCUCGACGUUCCUCAGGGCGAAGAGCUCGACUCGGCCCAAUGGACCCGCUAUUUUGAGCCCAUGAUUCAGGCGCCGGGCUACGAGAAUUCGGCAUGGGCAAGAAUCAAACAACGGCCGAAUAUGAUUAUGCUGGUUACCUUAUGGAAGUCCACCUCUGCACUGAGAGAAUUCACCGCCUCGCCCUCGGCCCAGCUCUACCGCGAGAGUCUUGCGGCGAGAGCAAUCAUCCCCAUGGCCUAUCAUGAGGUGGUGAUCUAUGGUAUUUUGAAUUGGUUUGGCGCACUCUCUCGGUCGUACGUCCAAUUAUUCUGGGUGUACUUCCCUGCUCCUGUCACAGACGACCAGCGGAAACGGGUUUCCAAAAUGCCGGGAAUCUGCCCACCAGCCAUGGGCCCCGGAGUGCCCCGGAGUCGAUUGCCGCAGACGCGUCUCCCCCAGCAGUUAUGGACCACUCCGACCGAUUGGCGGCAUGGUCAGGAAGUAGAGCUGAUGUUCUGGCCGCAUUUCUGGCAGAAUGAAGAGAAAGCUGAGUUUCGGCACACUCCCACGUCAAUUGUUGUGGACCACCGCAUUGUGGGCACUAGAACCAGGAUGGAGGAAUUCAGCGCCGAGUUAGAAGCCGUGGGUCCGGUAGAAUGGAAAGAGGAUUUUUCCACUAUUUUCGGCCUUUCAUUCCGUUGGCUGCGAGCACCGAAUUUGCCCACAAUCAAUGCCUACCCAGGUGACUUUACAAAGAAGAAAGCACGGGAGGAAUUUCUAUCAGAUGCGCAAACCUUGCUUGCUGAGGGGGCCCGAAAGUUCAAUGGCCCUUUCCGCAUCGUUACUUCGCCAGGGUCUCGUGUCAUUCUACCUAAAUCUUGGACCCCAUUCGUCAAGAGCUGCAAGGAGCUGGAUCAUCUCGCGCUUGUUCGUGCUGAAUAUUUCGGAGGUAUUCCCGGGUUAGAAGGGCUUAGUGCAUUUCUUGACCCCAACCAUAUUUUGAUCGAUGUUAUCAAGAUGAAACUGAGUCAGAAUCAUCAAUGCCAGACCAUGCAUGAUCAUAGCGCGGAUGUCAUGGAGGAAACAUGGACUAAGCAGACCGAAUGGCACCUUGUGGAUUUCAGCCCGGAUAUACUCAAGUUUACAGCCCGCGUGGCAUCUUCCAUCUUCGUCGGUCAUGAACUCGCCCGUAACCAGGAGUGGCAGACCCUCAUAACAACCUACACAGUAGCCUUCUUCAAUAGUGUUCGCGCUCUACGCAACUGGCCAAAAUUUCUUCAUCCAGUUAUUCACUGGGUAUUACCGGACUGUCAAAAGGUGCGCGGCCAGGUUCGUCUAGCCCGUCGAAUUCUUACCCCCGUUCUAGAAGAGCGAACCGCCACGAAGAAGUCUGCAGAGACCAAGGGGCAUAAAUUGAAGUUUGAUGACACGAUCGAAUGGACUGAAGAGGUUGCUAAGGGCCGCCCCUAUGACCCGAUAGCGAUUCAGCUUGGCCUGGCUAUGGGCGCUCUGCAUACCACAACGCAGCUGAUGCAGCAAGCUAUCUUGGAUAUCUGUGCGCACCAGGACCUGAUCAAGCCUCUAAGAGAAGAGAUAGCACAUGCAGUUCAAGAGAGCGGAUGGACCACUGCUGGGUUGUUCAAGAUGAAGCUAUUAGAUAGUGUGAUUAAAGAAACCCAGCGCCUCAAGCCAGGAUUGCUAGCAAAUCUUGAACGUACGACCACGGACAAAGUCACCCUUCCCAACGGGAUCACACUGCCCCCCGGCACCAACGUUGGGGUAGAAUGCAACAUGUGGUCCGACGCCGAGACUUAUUCGUCUCCGGAGAAAUUUGACGGAUAUCGAUUUCUCCGAAUGCGCGAGGCCGGAGACAACACGGCUGUCUUGUCAGCGACUAAUUCCGAGCAUGUCGCGUUCGGUAUUGGUCGGUCUUUAUGCCCGGGACGGUUCAUGGCAGCGAGCGAGAUUAAAAUUGUGAUUUCAAGAUUGCUUCUGGAUUAUGAUAUUAGGUUAGCGGAGGGGUACAAGCCUCGCGUUAUACAUUAUGGGUUUGAGAUGCUGAGCGAUCCGUUGGCAAAGGUGGAGGUUAGAAAGAGGUCUUUCUAA